CCAAAUGGUGAUAAAAAAUAAAAGUGUAAAAUAAUAAUAUCCACCUCCAUUCUCCUACCUCCUACACUGCGUUCGUGACAGUUCUUUAAACUACCGAGUAAUGCCGAUUGACAAGCAUUGAUAACGUGAUUGUAUCGUCUGCUUUUCUAUCUGAGACGUCAAUUAAUAUUGGUCGAAGAGGUGGCAAGCCGAUGACGCACCUUGGCACCAAUCCGAAGUUAAUGAGUUCCUUGAGUUAUUUUGAUCAAGCUUUUAAAAUCAAAGAAGGAAAGUUGCGCAUAUUCGUCCCUCUAUGUGGGAAAACACAAGAUUUAAGAUGGAUUUAUGACCAAGGACAUGAAGUUGUUGGAUUAGAUGGGGUAGAGAAACCCAUUUUUGAAAUUUUCAAAGAGCAAGGUACACAAGGUACUACACUUAAGGGAAAUGAAGGAGGACUUCCAUUCUAUGCUAGUGAUGAUGGACACCUUAAAAUCUAUCACUGUGAUUUAUUUGCCUUGGAUCCAGAAAUUUGUGGCAAGUUCGAUGGAAUCUGGGACUGUGUAUCUAUUAUUGCCAUAUUAGCUGUGGAGAGAGAAAAGUAUGCAAAGCUAAUAAUAAAAAGUCUGUCAAAUGAACCAUCUGGCUUUCUGAUUGAUACUAUACAGUAUGAUCAGACAUUUCCAUGACCACCUCUUAGUGUCUCAGUUGAAGAAGUGAAGCAGCUAUUUGGUGAUACUUGUGAAGUUGACUCUGUUGACCAUCGAUACGAAUGCUGACCCAAUUUCACCUACUUCGUCAGAAGUACUCUGGAACAUAAAUGAAUGCUAUGAGGUUAUUUUGUUACUUAAAGCUAAAAUCUUGUAAAUGGGUGAUAUUAAAAGUGUAGCGAAUUCAAUAUACAAUUUCAUGAUAAAAUGUUAAUAUAGA
Molecule: messenger RNA, 906 nt
Organism: Daphnia pulicaria
Lineage: Eukaryota; Metazoa; Arthropoda; Branchiopoda; Diplostraca; Daphniidae
Product: probable thiopurine S-methyltransferase
Exons: 5
Coding region: 192-665 (157 amino acids)
Molecular function (GO): thiopurine S-methyltransferase activity
Source: RefSeq, a predicted model, not a curated record